GAAUCUCCCAUUAUGCGAUAUAAGUCCUUUGUUUGCACAGUCUCUUGUUCUAGUCUCGGUGAAUGUUGUUACUAAGCGCUUUUUUUUAGAAACUCUUUAUUAUUCAGGAGAAGGCGCUCUGCGACACACGACGGCUAUUCAACUAUAUGGCAAAUAGCUGGGUGCAGUGGUUACUUGAACUCUUGGUAAAAUUUAUCGACCUGAUUACGUUCGGUAAAAUGCUUCGCGGGACACCUGCUGAGCCGGAGUUAACGAUCAAUGUGAAGUUUAGUAGGGAUCUAACGAUACCGGUAAAGAUUACGCCGGAAAUGACAGUGCAGAAAAUUAAGCAGCACCUUAGUAGCGAUCUAAACAUACCCCCAGAGGAGCUUCGAAUCAUCUUCGCCGGCAAAGAACUUCUAGACCAAACGGUCUUACAGGAGUUCGACGUGGGUGAUCAAACGGUUGUCCAUGCUGUCAAGCAUCAUAAAUCACCAACAGCGAGUCGACAGACUUCCAUAAGCAUUCCUGAAUUUAGUGCCGAAACGACCUGUCCCCUGUCCAACUCUAUUAUAAAGUUGCAGCUUACGGACAAGGAUCGGAAGAGUCUGGGCACUACUGUUGAUGUUCAACGCAUCCACUUCUUCGUCUAUUGUAUGCAACCAUGCGCUCAGUUGUGUCCGGGGAAGUUACGAGUCCGGUGUGCCACGUGUCAACAGGGAACACUCCUGCUUCUACAAGACCCAUCAUGCUGGGACGAUGUCCUGGUUAAAGGACGAAUCAAUGGCACCUGCCAAAACGAGGGGUGCUCAGGACGAGAAGCGGAGUUCUUUUUUAAAUGUUCUGCUCACACACCGAACCCAGAAACCGCGGCACCGUUAGAACACGUAAAGAAUAAUUUCCAAGAGGUUCCUUGUAUUGCGUGUCAGGAUGUCAGUCAAAUUGUCGUGGUAUUUCCGUGUGAGUCAUCACAUGUCAUAUGUGUUGAAUGCUUUGUAAACUAUUGUACGUCACGUCUUAACGAACGUAAAUUCGUUCAGACUGAGGAACUGGGAUAUACCAUUGCCUGUCCAGUAAAUUGCCGCAAUUCAUUCAUAAAAGAUCCGCACCACUUCCGUAUUCUCGGUGCCCAACAAUAUGACAGGUACCAACGGUUUGCGACGGAAGACUUCAUUUUGAAGGCAGGUGGAAUAUUCUGUCCUUGGCCUGGAUGCGGUGCUGGCAUUCUUCUUGACGAAACAAUGUCGCGUUGCAACAAAAUCACUUGCUCUCGUAUCGAAGGACAAGGCUGUGGAUUUGUGUUCUGCCGAGACUGUCUUCAAGGAGCCCAUAUAGGGCCAUGUCAGGAAGAAGAUUUAGCGGAAAAGGAUUUAACAUUAGCAAUACAACGCGAGGCUGGUCCCGGUGGCAGUGAAAGUAUAUUUCGGGUAGAUGAGGAAAGGGCAAACCGUUCGCGUUGGGACAAAUCAUCUCGCUUAACAAUUAAGGGCACUACGAAGCCAUGUCCAAAGUGCAGGACUCCCACGGAACGGUCCGGAGGCUGUAUGCAUAUGCAGUGUGGUCGAUGCGAUUUGGAGUGGUGUUGGAUCUGUCAGACCGAAUGGACCCGAGAUUGCCAGGGAGCGCACUGGUUUGGUUGAGUGCUUAAAUGACACUAAACCUAUUACAUUUUUUGGAGAUUGGGCCGUCUAUUAAAGAAUAUUGGUACUCCAAAAAAAAUUUGAUAUUUUGGCGACUUUCAUUUUAUUGGAUUCAGGGUACCAAUAACCUCUUCAAGUGAAAGAGUCUUAAGCAGUGUCUAUUCUAUAAACAGAGGUUGUAAAACAUGCAAAAGUCAGUAUUGUCCCAGCAUAGCUUGUUUUACGCAUUCAAUGAUGUUGUUAGUAAUUAUGAGAGCAAAAGAAUAAAACGGAAGUACAAACCUGUAGUAUAGAAUACUCUCAUAUUAUGGAUAAUGUGAAGAAUUGAACGAAAGUCCUUUUUUUUAUUACUUAUGCUAUCUUUAAUUACUAUGUUAACUCAUUGAAUUAAUUUUAGGCAUAUAAUAAUAAUCUUUUACUUGUAAUAAAGUGUUGCGCACAA
This is a messenger RNA of Varroa destructor (honeybee mite), 2061 nucleotides long. It is a transcript of the gene park, whose product is annotated as E3 ubiquitin-protein ligase parkin. Gene Ontology annotation, biological process: protein ubiquitination. Gene Ontology annotation, cellular component: cytosol; mitochondrion. Gene Ontology annotation, molecular function: zinc ion binding; ubiquitin-protein transferase activity; protein binding. NCBI's taxonomy places the organism in Eukaryota, Metazoa, Arthropoda, Arachnida, Mesostigmata, Varroidae. The record is from RefSeq and is a predicted model, not a curated record.